GCGGCGCCACUUCGCCGCUCCCGCCCUCGGAGUCCUGAGGGAGCUCCCGGCGGACGAGCGGACCCGGCGGCGCGAAUCUGACUGAGGGGCGGGGACGCCGCCUGCUCCUCUCCGCUCCCCCGGGCCGGGCCGGCCCCUCGGACAGCCGCAGGCCCGGGACCCGCGCCCAGACCCGAAGCCGGAGCUAGAGGCGGGUGGUGGGCCCGGGCGGAGCCCCGCCUGGAGCCGUCGGUUCGGGGGCGGCGCUAGGCCCCGAGGCGGCCGGGCCGCAGCGCGGGGAGCGGCAGUGCGGCCCGGAGGCGGCGGCAUGAGCCGGCCCGCGCCGACGGGGAAAAUGCCCGGCGCCCCCGAGGCCGUGCCGGGGGACGGGGCGGGCGCGAGCCGCCAGAGGAAGCUGGAGGCGCUGAUCCGAGACCCGCGCUCGCCCAUCAACGUGGAGAGCCUGCUGGAUGGCUUAAAUUCCUUGGUCCUUGAUUUGGAUUUCCCUGCUUUGAGGAAAAACAAGAAUAUAGAUAAUUUCUUAAAUAGAUAUGAGAAAAUUGUGAAAAAAAUCAGAGGUCUACAGAUGAAAGCAGAAGACUAUGAUGUUGUAAAAGUUAUUGGAAGAGGUGCUUUUGGUGAAGUCCAGUUGGUUCGUCACAAGGCAUCACAGAAGGUUUAUGCUAUGAAGCUUCUUAGUAAGUUUGAAAUGAUAAAGAGAUCAGAUUCUGCUUUUUUCUGGGAAGAAAGAGAUAUUAUGGCCUUUGCCAACAGUCCCUGGGUGGUUCAGCUCUUUUGUGCCUUUCAAGAUGAUAAAUAUCUGUACAUGGUAAUGGAGUACAUGCCUGGUGGAGACCUUGUAAACCUUAUGAGUAACUAUGAUGUACCUGAAAAAUGGGCCAAAUUUUAUACUGCUGAAGUUGUUCUUGCUCUGGAUGCCAUACACUCCAUGGGUUUAAUUCACAGAGAUGUGAAACCUGACAACAUGCUCUUGGAUAAACAUGGACAUCUAAAAUUAGCAGAUUUUGGCACAUGUAUGAAGAUGGAUGAAACAGGCAUGGUACAUUGUGAUACAGCAGUUGGAACACCUGAUUAUAUAUCACCUGAGGUUCUGAAAUCACAAGGGGGUGAUGGUUACUAUGGGCGAGAAUGUGAUUGGUGGUCUGUGGGUGUUUUCCUUUUUGAGAUGCUAGUGGGGGAUACUCCAUUUUAUGCAGAUUCACUUGUAGGAACAUACAGCAAAAUUAUGGAUCAUAAAAACUCACUAUGUUUCCCUGAAGAUGCAGAAAUUUCUAAACAUGCGAAGAAUCUCAUCUGUGCCUUCUUAACAGAUAGGGAGGUACGACUUGGGAGAAAUGGGGUAGAAGAAAUCAAACAACAUCCUUUCUUUAAGAAUGAUCAAUGGAAUUGGGAUAACAUAAGAGAGACGGCAGCUCCUGUAGUACCUGAGCUCAGCAGUGACAUAGACAGCAGCAAUUUUGAUGACAUUGAAGAUGAUAAAGGAGAUGUAGAAACCUUCCCAAUUCCUAAAGCGUUUGUGGGAAAUCAGCUGCCUUUUAUAGGAUUUACCUACUACAGAGAAAAUUUGUUAUUAAGUGACUCUCCAUCUUGUAGAGAAAAUGAUUCAGUACAAUCAAGGAAAAAUGAAGAGAGUCAAGAGAUUCAGAAAAAACUAUACACAUUAGAAGAACACCUUAGCACUGAGAUACAAGCCAAAGAGGAACUAGAGCAGAAGUGCAAAUCUGUUAAUACUCGCCUAGAGAAAGUAGCAAAGGAGCUAGAAGAAGAGAUUACCUUAAGGAAAAAUGUGGAAUCAGCAUUGAGACAAUUAGAAAGAGAAAAAGCACUUCUUCAGCACAAAAAUGCAGAAUAUCAGCGGAAAGCUGAUCAUGAAGCAGACAAGAAACGAAAUUUGGAAAAUGAUGUUAACAGUUUAAAAGAUCAACUUGAAGAUUUGAAGAAAAGAAAUCAGAACUCUCAAAUAUCCACUGAGAAAGUGAAUCAACUUCAGAGACAACUGGAUGAAACCAAUGCUUUGCUGCGAACAGAAUCUGAUACUGCAGCUCGGUUAAGAAAAACCCAGGCAGAAAAUUCAAAACAGAUUCAGCAGCUGGAAUCCAACAAUAGAGAACUACAAGAUAAAAAUUGCCUGCUGGAGACUGCCAAGUUAAAACUUGAAAAGGAAUUUAUCAAUCUUCAGUCAGUUCUAGAAUCUGAAAGGAGGGACCGAACCCAUGGAUCAGAGAUAAUUAAUGAUUUACAAGGUAGAAUAUCUGGCCUAGAAGAAGAUUUUAAGAGUGGCAAAAUCUUAUUAGCAAAAGUAGAGAUGGAGAAGAGACAACUACAGGAGAGAUUUACUGAUUUGGAAAAGGAAAAGAACAACAUGGAAAUAGAUAUGACAUACCAACUAAAAGUUAUACAGCAGAGCUUAGAACAAGAAGAAGCUGAACAUAAGGCUACAAAAGCGCGGCUGGCAGAUAAAAAUAAGAUUUAUGAAUCCAUUGAAGAAGCUAAAUCAGAAGCCAUGAAAGAAAUGGAGAAAAAGCUCUUGGAGGAAAGGACUUUAAAACAGAAAGUGGAGAACCUGUUGCUGGAAGCUGAGAAAAGAUGCUCUAUAUUAGACUGUGACUUCAAACAGUCACAGCAGAAAAUAAAUGAACUCCUUAAACAGAAAGAUGUGCUAAAUGAGGAUGUUAGAAACUUGACAUUAAAAAUAGAGCAGGAAACUCAGAAGCGCUGCCUCACACAAAAUGACUUGAAGAUGCAAACACAGCAAGUUAACACACUAAAGAUGUCAGAAAAGCAGUUAAAACAAGAGAAUAAUCAUCUCAUGGAAAUGAAAAUGAGCUUGGAAAAACAGAAUGCUGAACUUCGAAAAGAACGUCAAGAUGCAGAUGGGCAAAUGAAAGAGCUCCAAGAUCAGCUUGAAGCAGAGCAGUAUUUCUCAACCCUUUAUAAAACACAGGUUAGGGAACUUAAAGAAGAAUGUGAAGAAAAGACCAAACUUUGUAAAGAAUUACAGCAGAAGAAACAGGAAUUACAGGAUGAAAGAGACUCCUUGGCAGCUCAACUGGAGAUCACCUUGACCAAAGCAGAUUCUGAGCAGCUGGCUCGUUCAAUUGCUGAAGAACAAUAUUCUGAUUUGGAAAAAGAGAAAAUCAUGAAAGAGCUGGAGAUCAAAGAGAUGAUGGCUAGACACAAACAGGAACUCACUGAAAAAGAUGCUACAAUUGCAUCUCUUGAAGAAACUAAUAGGACACUAACUAGUGAUGUUGCCAAUCUUGCAAAUGAGAAAGAAGAAUUAAAUAACAAAUUGAAAGAUGCCCAAGAGCAACUGUCAAGGUUGAAAGAUGAAGAGAUAAGUGCAGCAGCUAUCAAAGCACAAUUUGAGAAGCAACUGUUAACAGAGAGAACACUCAAAACUCAAGCUGUGAAUAAGUUGGCUGAAAUCAUGAAUCGAAAAGAACCUGUCAAGCGUGGUAGUGACACAGAUGUGCGGAGAAAAGAGAAGGAGAAUAGAAAGCUUCAUAUGGAGCUUAAAUCUGAACGUGAAAAGUUGACCCAGCAGAUGAUCAAGUAUCAGAAAGAACUGAAUGAGAUGCAGGCUCAAAUAGCUGAAGAGAGCCAGAUUCGAAUUGAACUGCAGAUGACACUGGACAGUAAAGACAGUGACAUUGAGCAGCUGCGGUCACAGCUCCAGGCCUUGCAUAUUGGUCUGGAUAGUUCCAGUAUAGGCAGUGGACCAGGGGAUGCUGAGGCAGAUGAUGGGUUUCCAGAAUCAAGACUAGAAGGAUGGCUUUCAUUGCCUGUGCGAAACAACACUAAGAAAUUUGGAUGGGUUAAAAAGUAUGUGAUUGUAAGCAGUAAGAAGAUUCUUUUCUAUGACAGUGAACAAGAUAAAGAACAAUCUAAUCCUUACAUGGUUUUAGAUAUAGACAAGUUAUUUCAUGUCCGACCAGUUACACAGACAGAUGUAUAUAGAGCAGAUGCUAAAGAAAUUCCAAGGAUAUUCCAGAUUCUGUACGCUAAUGAAGGAGAAAGUAAGAAGGAACAAGAAUUUCCAGUGGAGCCAGUGGGAGAAAAAUCAAAUUAUAUUUGCCACAAGGGACAUGAAUUUAUUCCUACUCUCUACCAUUUCCCAACCAACUGUGAGGCUUGUAUGAAGCCACUGUGGCAUAUGUUUAAACCUCCUCCUGCUUUAGAGUGUCGUCGCUGCCAUAUUAAAUGUCAUAAAGAUCACAUGGACAAAAAGGAGGAGAUUAUAGCACCUUGCAAAGUGUAUUAUGAUAUUUCAACGGCAAAGAAUCUAUUGUUAUUAGCAAAUUCUACAGAAGAGCAACAAAAGUGGGUUAGUAGGUUGGUGAAAAAGAUACCUAAAAAGCCUCCAGCUCCAGACCCUUUUGCACGGUCAUCUCCUAGAACUUCAAUGAAGAUACAACAAAACCAGUCUAUUAGGCGGCCAAGUCGACAGCUUGCCCCGAACAAACCAAGCUAACUGCCUUCUAUGAAUGCAGUCAUUAUUCAAGGUGAUCAUAUUCUUCCAGUUAAAACAAGACUGAAAUAUGAUGGCCCAAAAUUUAUUAAAAAGCUAUAUUUUCCUGAGAGACUGAUACACACACACACACACACACACACACACACACACACACACACACACACACAGACACGUUCCCUUUACUCCUGCAAUAUAAAUUAUAAAUCUUGGAGAGAUUUUCUGGGCUCCUUUGGAACAGCAAGUUGAACCAAUAGUGAUUGGUUAAUAGAGUAAGAAUAUCAUAUGCAACUCCUCCAAACUCGUUCCAUAAAGCUCUCUUGGCAGUCACUCACACUACAUUGCACAAAAGGAUUGAGAAGAGUUAAAGUUUAAAGAAAUCAUCUUUUCAGCUUCAACAGAGAGAUUUCACCAGCACAUUUACCAGAAGAAUCUGGGAAUGGAUUCCACUACAGUGAUAUAGACUGCAUCUUUAAGAAGUGACCAUUAUACUGUGUGUGUCUGUAUAUAUAUAUACAGACACACACACAUAUAUAUAGUACUGUAAUACUGCAAGAGGGUUUUUUUAAACUUCCCACUUUAUUUUUUUACACACAUUAAUCAGAUAUCAUUACUUACUGCAGUUGCGACUAUGCACUUGUAUAAAGCCAUGAUGUUGGAGUUUCUAUCAUUCAUUUGUGUACCUGAUGGAAGCUGCAUGUUCGUGUUUAGGCAGUUACUGUAACAAUAAGUUUGAAGUUAAUUAUAUCAGUUUCCUAAUGCUUCAUGAUAGGUAACUUUACCCAUUUUGAACGCCUUAAUUUAAUUUUUUUCAAAGUUUCAACCCUUUUCUGUAUUUUAAAAAAAGAACAAGUGUUUACCAGCUCAGAAUGCAAAUUUGCUUUGCAGAAGAAAAUUAGUGCACUAUUUUUACACAUAAUAGUUAUCAGUGUCAGCCUAUUUUGAUUGUAUAACAGAAUUUUUUUUAAGUAUUGGUGAUAGAAACAAUAAUGGAUAGUAUUGGAACUAAUAUAUCGUUUAUGUAUAUCUAUUAUUCAUCCAGCCCUUUUUACAGACCUCAGUAUUAGUGUGUGACUACAAAACGUUUCUUUGCUUUGAAUUUGCUGGCUACACUAGAUGUGUUUUUAUUUCUGGAAAAGACAUUUGUGACUAUUUUUACAUUUUCACACUCAAGAUUCAAAAAUUAUCUCAUAUAAAGAAAACUAAGACAUACUGUAGAUCUAUUUUAAAUAUUUAAAUGUGAGCCCUUAAACACACAACUGUGUAUGGCAAUAUUUCAGUAUUGGGUUAAGAAAACUGGUGACUGGGAAGAAGUGGCCUCAAAGGCACUUACCUUGAUUUUUAUUUUUUAAAUGCUGGUAAGUUACAGUUUAUGCAGGACCGUUCCUGCUGUAUUUCUCAUUAUCCCAGAAAAAUGUAUAUUUUAUACUGCUUCAGUAUGCAUCAAUGAUAAGCAUCAAGUAAAAAAAAUUAUGUAGUCUUUUAUCAGUCUCUCUUCAUAUACAUGCACAGAGUUUGGUAUGAUAUUGAAAUACAUUAUUAAUAUUUCAAUGAAGGAAGUAGACCUUUUUCAUUGAUUCCUUCUGGGAUCAGUGGAGAGAUAUUUAAAGAGUUAGGUCCCCAGUUAUAGAUACUAUUGUGGAAAUUGAAGAGUGGCCAUGGCCUACUGAUGUACUGAACGUGAAUCUUGUUGUUCUUACGUUAUCCAGUCUGCACUCUUUCAUGCUGUCUGUGCUAAAACUAGAUAUGCAUGCCAUUUCCCUUGCAGGUGUGUUCUGCAGUUCUGGUUUUGGGGCACAGCUGUUUUUUUUUUUUUAAGAUUAAAAAAUGAAAAUAUAUAAAAUUUAUAUAGAAUAAAUAUUUCCAUUCAUUAGACUUGUUCAAAGGAGACUGAAUUAAUAUUUUAUAUAAAGAUUUUGUUACACUAUGGGAGGUUCUAUCAUAUUAUCUGAAUUGGAGAGUAUAUAUAUAUAUUUUUAAUAAACUUUAUUAAGGUAAAAUAAUUGAAGUUUACACAUGAGUAAUUGAAAUAUUUGAGUAAAAAUGGCAAAAGUUUAAAUUUUGAAUGCUGUGUAUAUUAGGGAAAAUGGAGAAUCAUGGUGUGAUACAACUAUACAAGGAAAAUUAAUGUGAAGUUUUUUUGGGGGAAAAAGAUAUUCUAAGGGGUGAAAAAAAUCUCUCCCAUGGAGAUUCUUCACAUUAUAUAGUUUGACCUAAGGGUUUAUAAGGUUGUUUGUCCAACUAGUGGAAAUGCGCUUAAUAAAAAAUUCUGACCUUGGGUAAGAAUUUGCUUUUUACCCUGUUGCUUGUUUCAUGUACAUACAUGAGUGCAUGCACCUAUCCAAAUGUUCUCUUCCCAACCCUCAUUAAAUAUGAAAUGGACUUGGCUUAACAACCUGA
Diceros bicornis minor is the source of this 6871-nucleotide messenger RNA. RefSeq names its product Rho associated coiled-coil containing protein kinase 2 (gene ROCK2). Gene Ontology annotation, biological process: smooth muscle contraction; regulation of actin cytoskeleton organization; Rho protein signal transduction. The record is from RefSeq and is a predicted model, not a curated record. NCBI's taxonomy places the organism in Eukaryota, Metazoa, Chordata, Mammalia, Perissodactyla, Rhinocerotidae. Gene Ontology annotation, cellular component: cytoskeleton; cytoplasm; centrosome. Gene Ontology annotation, molecular function: ATP binding; small GTPase binding; Rho-dependent protein serine/threonine kinase activity. The coding region runs from base 308 to 4474 and encodes 1388 amino acids. The transcript has 33 exons.